Molecule: messenger RNA, 4418 nt
Organism: Schistocerca americana (American grasshopper)
Lineage: Eukaryota; Metazoa; Arthropoda; Insecta; Orthoptera; Acrididae
Product: thioredoxin, mitochondrial
Exons: 3
Coding region: 145-573 (142 amino acids)
Biological process (GO): cell redox homeostasis
Cellular component (GO): mitochondrion
Source: RefSeq, a predicted model, not a curated record
UACUUGGUGCCUCAUCCUGCUGUAGCAUUGCUAUGCUUACUAUGGCUUAUGUAACAAGACUUCGAAUGGCGAAGCCACUUCAGCGGUGCUGAACCUGUGUGUCGUGUUUGUGUUUUCCUUCUGACCAACUGAGCAGUUUCUACCAUGUUGGCCGUACUGAGACCUACUUGGAGGCCAUUGGCACGAGCAUUUUCACGUACUCCUGCCGCUGCCAAGGCCCUUAUAGUUAAAAAUCAGGAAGAAUUCCUAAACAAAGUGAUGCACAGUGACCUGCCAGUCAUUGUAAACUUUCACGCAGAAUGGUGUGAGCCGUGCAAGAUACUCUCACCACGCCUCAAGGAACUGGUUGAACCCCUCGAGGAUAUAGUGCUUGCAGUUGUUGAUGUCGAAAACAAUGUAGAUCUUGUGCACACUUUUGAGGUGAAGGCUGUACCAGCAGUAAUUGCCAUCAGAAAUGGAAUAGUGGUGGACAAAUUUAUCGGACUAGUAGACGGUGAGAUGAUAGACAAGCUGAUUGCUGAAUUAUCCCGAGGAGCCAAGCCUGAAUCUGACGGUAGUGACAGCAAGCAGUGAUCAGCUGUGAUAUGCAGUGCCGAGGGUACUUUCAAGUUUGGACGCCAUGCUUCUCGGAAUCAUAUAACAUGGCUUCUUGUAAGCAUUACUCAGAUCUGUAGUGUAUUUGACAAUGGUGGCAUAUUUAAUGCCAUAAUUGUUUGCAUACCAGAAAAUGUUCGUGUGGGCAUAUUUGUUAGCAUAUAGUUUCACUUUAUGGUGCAGUGUCUUUUUCUUGUGUGUAGAAUGUUUGACCAGUCCUAUUUCUUAAAUAAUGAAAUAAUGAUUAGUCAGUGUGUACUUCAAGAUACAGGGAACUGAUUAUAAACAAUUUACUCCUCUCUGAUAUUGUGUGUGUUUUCUAAAACUAGUAGCUGUAGCCAUAGUCACAGUAAUACCAGUAGAUACUAAUUUUGUGAGGUCCUGCUUACAAUAGAUUUACAGAGAUUUGCAUGGGUAUAAGUAACACUGACCCCAAGUAGUAAUUAUCGGAGAAACUUCUGCAUUUGUUGUUUCACAACACAGAGCAAGCAGAUGUAUGAUGCAGCAUCUUCAGAAGAGUGCUUACAAACAGAAGGAAAAGUAUAAAUCUUUGAACUUUUGAAACUAAUGCUUCUUAUAGAGUUGUGGAGGCAAAUGGAAAAGAAGAAAAGACUGUUAUACAAUACACACAUCUCCUAUGGUCAGUAAAGGCACAAGAGAAAGACAAUAAACAUUGCUCACCUGUUUUGUUGCCUUACUUUGGGCUACAAAAAACAACCAGUUUCUCUAUCCACAGAAAGUCAUGUAUUGCAUUACAAGUACCCAGAUUCCCUAUAGUUGUGGUAUAUCAUUAUUCUUACUUUCACUCAAAGAUUUAUAUUAGAACUUGUGUUGCGAAAACUUUGUGCACUCUAUAGGAAGGGCGAUGGCACUGGUAAUGUGUAGGACUGGUCUUGUGUGAGUGGAACAUGUUGAAAUAAGAGACUGCUUAUGCUGUGACGAGUGCCAAAGGUAUUAUGUUGUGCAUAAAGGAAGCAAACCAAAUGCGUGGAGCUACAGUGACUGCACAGGUUCAUAGAAACAUUGUACACCUCAUAAAUUUGCUCUUGUGUUUUCUGUGAGUGAGCUUCUCCAUUUCCUCACUUGAAUACUCUUUCCAGAUGUACUUAAGUGUUCUCUCCCCCCCCCCCCCCCUUUUUCUUUUUCUCUUAUCACUCCUGUGUGAGAGAGAAGUAGCAACAUUCACACUGCUUAUAAAUUAAUCAUCUUUUGUGUCUCAUUUUCACCUUCCAAAGUGAGCUCAGAUAUCUCUUUUUGUAAUUUCUGCUUUCUCUGUGUUUUUUUUUUUUUUCCCAACCCAUGCCAGAUAGUUAUGUAUAUAUUGUUAUUCGAUACUAGUCUUUUGACCCCAAAAAUGUUGUACCUGCCAUGCUGCAAGUAUCAUUGCUGGGGAAUUUCCAUUGUCACUACGUAAAUUGUAUUGAUAUUUAUGAAUAACAGUAGUGCAGCUAUUUACAGUUGCUUCUCAGUGCAGCUACCACUGUUAUUUCAACACUGCUGUGUUGCUUUUCAACACAGAGCAGGUUAAACACAAAAGACUGAUGUACCUCCAGCCAUAUUAUUUACUGACAAGUACACAUUUUUCUGCACAAUGCAGAAAUUCAAGAGAAAGAAGAGAGAGUUGUGUUGAGUAAUAAUAGCGCUAGAUAGAAAAAAAAUAGAGAAGACGAUGGGAGCAGUUUGUGGUCUCAAUGAUGUGCUCCCAGCAACUUUGAAAUGGCAUCGUAACUUUUUCAGACAAUUGUAGAGGAUGUAAUUCGUACAAAUAUUACAGAUUAUUUUAUUAAAUUUCUACAAGCAUUGGUAUUUUUUUUUUUUUAAUGAAGAAAUCCACAGAACUUCAAUGGAAGUAAGCCUUUCUGUAGGAAUACUUUGGUUAACAUGUAACUAGCCAACCUAUUUCACACAGGUUAUUGGCUCCAGUACUUUUUUUACACACGUGAUUGUUUGUUGAGCCUCAUUUCCAUUCUCUUUCUUCUAUUAUUGAAAGGUCCCGUAAUAUUUGCAGUAGACAUCCCACUGGUAACAUUAAAAUUAUACAAUUGAGUGCUGGGCUGGACAACAUAAUUUCCAUUCCAGUAGUAACAGCAUUGUUAGUGAGAAAUCUUCCAGACAAAUAAAACUUUAUUGAUGUUCCUGUAAAAUAUUUGUUAAUCUGAGGGCAGCUUGAAGCUAUGAACAAACUCAUUGUAGUGUUACGACAAGUUCAAGUUGCAUAAUUGGCCUGUUUGCAAAGUUCAGUGGUUUUUCUUAAAUGUAUAAUUUCUUAAAAUGAUCAUAACCAUUUUCAUCAGCAUUUUGAUAAUGAUGACAGUUAAAGAGGAAGUACAUGCCGCUCUCUACUUCUCACACUUGAUGUUCCCGUGUUCUAAAUAGAUACAUCUGUAUGAAAGUUCUUUGACAGGAACUCAAAUCUCAGUUUUUGCCAGACUGCUAAAAUGUAAUUUAGUGAGUAACGUCUUUCUUAUUCAUUACACUAUUGUAAUGUGAUUAGCAUUGUGUUUAUAUAUAACAACCAUCAUUUGAAAUUACAUAAAACUAAAAAUCUUGGUUACCAGAAAGUGCUUAAUGAACAUUGUGAUGUAAAAAUGCAAGUAUACUAUUUCAAACAGAGGUAUCAAAAUAUGUUUCAGUGCUAGAACAAUGUCAUUAUUGUGUUUUUUAGUAAAUGUGUAAUUUAUGAACAUCUGUACUGAUUGUACCACUAUGUAAACAAAAAUAUGGUAAUGUGUCUUUGUAAUAGCUACUUAAACUAGAACAAAAUUAUUCAUUUGCAGAAUGUGUGAUAGAAAUAGAUUGUACUACAUUAUAUACAUAAGUUCUUGUGAUUUCAAGAGAAACAUAUUUGUAUUUUCAGUGUGUGAUGUGCUAGCAUAAUAUCUGCAACUUUAAAAAAAAAAACAUGAAAAAUAUUAAAAUAUUUAUUACUAGUCUAUAAUGAAUGCACAAUAAUUAUCUGUCUCCAUUCACCAUAUUUCUGGUUACUGCAACAGCCCUGAAGUGGAUGAAUCUCUUUUUGUUGAUCCACAUAAAGCACAUUGACACUGUUUUAGUUCUGUUGCUGUAUUUGGGAUACAUGGGUUAGGUUCAGGUGCCUAUGGUGAGCAUGGUAGAUGAUGAUGAAAUAUGUGUUGACAUAAUGUAGCAGGGCGUUGUUCUUGUACAAGAUGUAUUCAUAGCGGUCCGUGACAGCUGAUCACUUUCUUGGACUGUAGUGCAUCAGAUGAUUCAGUGAAUGGCGUGUUCUACACAAGUGAACAAAGCCAGACUCAUUACAAGCCACUGCAGUACCAGCAGAUGGAGACAAAAUGUUAUGUGAGAGUAAAUUUCAUUUUACUGUGUAUGCUGCUACAUUCCAUAGCCUGUGAGCAAUCGUGUAUCUUUUGCCAUUCUGAUGGGGGAAAAAAUGUUUCUUAGAAGAUAUAUAUUCCAUCAUUCAGUCAAGUUGGCAAAUUUGUUCUCCAGCUUAUAUUAAAAACACAUGAGGUGUGAAGGACAGCAGUCAUAAUCUUGUUUGCUGUCAGCAUUGCACAUCCAGACUGUGAGAUAUUGUUUGCAAUUUGUGUGGGUUUGAUUGCUGGCGUUGGUCUUUUAAGCAUACUCCAUUUAUUGACACCUGUGCGACACUUGUGAGUAAUGUACAUUCUCUUAAUGCUUCUCAUGGUGCUGGGUGGAAUCUGGGCAAUAAGGCCAUCACUCACGGCACUUGACCAAAGAUAACAAUAUUGGCCCUCAGUUUGGUGCAGAAAAAUUGAAUUGUCAACAUAGGAAAUAUGAGGCCUAUUCGAUAAGUAAUGGCUGUGCUUUAAAAAUAUACAUAUUAA